Molecule: messenger RNA, 396 nt
Organism: Caenorhabditis remanei
Lineage: Eukaryota; Metazoa; Nematoda; Chromadorea; Rhabditida; Rhabditidae
Exons: 3
Coding region: 1-396 (131 amino acids)
Source: RefSeq, a predicted model, not a curated record
AUGAACAAAACCUUUGUUUUCUUGCUUUUCGUGAUUGUCGCCUCUGUUUUGGCUCAGGAUCGCCCCAGUCGUCUGCACAGAGAGAGAGUUCGCUCUCAAUCUUCUGGAUCAACAACUGAAGCUCCAGAAGAACAUCAUGAGGAACAUCAUGAAGAAGAGGAGGUGAAGAAGUCGACUGACAAAGUUAUGGGAAGCAUGGAUACCUUGUCUGCUCUUGCAAGAGUUCAACGCGAUCAGGCUGAAACCUUCCGUCUCUGGGCUUCUCAAUUCGAAGUCUUCAAGAACAACGUGAUGAAGUUCAUGGAACAGACCACCGACGUCCUCCAGAAGCAAGACAAGAAGAUCAAGACCCUGCAAAGAGUUGUUCGCAAAAUUGCCAGCGACAUUGACGAAUAA